Molecule: messenger RNA, 2610 nt
Organism: Pocillopora damicornis (cauliflower coral)
Lineage: Eukaryota; Metazoa; Cnidaria; Anthozoa; Scleractinia; Pocilloporidae
Product: putative ATP-dependent RNA helicase DDX43
Molecular function (GO): RNA binding; zinc ion binding; ATP binding
Source: RefSeq, a predicted model, not a curated record
AAAUUAUGAGGAUACAAUUUUUGUCUCCUCUUUACUAUGGUCAAAGGAGACAAGAUCAUAACGAGUUUUCGUCAGCAGGGUUACAUAUCGCAUUCAGGAGAACUCUCUUGGACGUGCGACAGAAGGGGAUGUUUAGGACUGGGCCUUGUCUAUCCCAUGAACCCGUGCGACAAUACAAACAGUCAUGGCGGCUCCGCGGUUAGCGCAACAGUGUCCUUCAACAAUACUUUCAGGCUAGAUAUUCUCCUUCUGCAGCUCCAAUAAACAUAUGCUUCUGCGAAAAUGAGCGACUGGGAAGAAGACGCAGACGAUUCUAGGAGCACUCCUCAGAAUGUGUAUAUUCCACCUAGCGGGAGAGGAUGGCACAAUUCCUAUGUCGAGAACGUCGAGGAAAAUUUUUCUGAUGGUAGGCGACCCGGCUUUGGACGAGGAAGGGCAAAUCGAUUUGGAAAUGCAAGAGAAGAGUACUCAAGCCCAGGAAAGAGGAAUGAUUAUUCCGAACGUGGGAGCUUUGGAGGUUUCAGUGGAGGAGAAAGCGGGUUUGGUGGCAAACAAUUCGCACGUGGUGGUCGCUCGUGGAGAGGCAGCCGCCAAGAUGAUGGCUGGCAAGAUCGGAGAAACAGGGAUUAUUCCCGAGGAAAUGAACGUGAAAGAAAUAGUACUGAGAUUAUGGUGCCCUCAGAUGAUGUGCGCUAUAUCAUUGGCAAAGGUGGCCAAAAGAUAAGAGAAAUUCAGAGUGAAAGUGGAGCAUACAUUAAGGUGAAAAAGGAUGAUGCUACUUAUUCGGAGACCCCAGUAGAAAUUUCUGGCAGUGAAGACCAAAUUAAAAAAGCUAAAGAAAUGAUUGAACAGAUUAUUGGUCCUGAUUCAUCAGUAACAAAUAACAUGGGAGGUCUAUCCAUUCAAAAUGGUACUUCAGAUGAAAGUUCCCAACCGGUUAAGCCCAAACGUAUUCCUUGGGCAAAGCUUCGUUCAGAACAGGAAGAAAAGGAAGCUGCAAGAUGGGCAGAUUUACCACCCAUCAAGAAAGUAUUUUACAGAGAGCAGCCAUCGAUUACAAACAUGGCUGAUGAAGAAGUGGAGAAAUUUAGAUUGGAUAAUAAUAGAAUCAUGGUAGAAAAUUAUGGGGAAUCCAUUCAGGACCGUAGUAUUCCAAACCCUGUUACAACAUUUGCCGAAGCUUAUGCUGAUUAUCCUGAAAUCAUGGAAGAAAUGAAGAAAGCAGGAUUUGUCAGACCAUCACCUAUUCAGUGCCAGUCCUGGCCAGUAAUCAUGUCAGGGAUGGACUUGAUAGGGAUUGCUCAGACAGGUACAGGAAAGACAUUGGCCUUUCUACUUCCUGCUUUCCUUCAUAUUGAUGGACAAGAAACGCCUCGUAAUGAAAGAGGUGGCCCUACUGUAUUAGUUCUUUCCCCCACGCGAGAACUUGCUUUGCAAAUUGAAGCAGAAGUUAAGAAAUUUCAUUACAGGGGAAUAAAAAGUGUCUGUGUUUAUGGAGGUGGAAGCAGAAAAGGACAGAUUCAAGUAGUUCAGAAAGGAGUUGAGAUUGUUAUAGCUACCCCUGGUCGAUUGAAUGAUUUGCUUAUGAAUGAAAUAAUGGAUGUCAGAAGUGUCACCUAUCUGGUGCUUGAUGAGGCAGAUCGUAUGCUUGAUAUGGGAUUUGAACCAGAGAUCAGGAAAAUUUUACUUGAUAUCAGACCGGACAGGCAAACAAUUAUGACAAGUGCAACUUGGCCAAAAAGUGUCCAGAGAAUGGCUGAUCAGUACAUGAAGGAUCCCAUGAGGGUGUUUGUGGGAUCACUGGAUUUGAAUGCUUGUCACAAUGUUACGCAGCUUGUUGAGGUUUUGGAUCCUGCUGAAAAGAAAGAAAGGACGCUUCACUUUAUCUCGCAAAUGACUGAGAGCGACAAGGUGCUGAUUUUCGUGGGCAAGAAAAUAAAAGCCGAUGACAUUGCGAGUGACUUUAUGUUGUCUGGAAUUCAAGGAGUACAGUGUAUACAUGGGGACAGGGAACAAAUCGAUCGCGAGCAAGCACUAGAUGAUUUUAAGACAGGCGUGGCGAAAAUCCUCAUCGCAACCGACGUAGCUUCCAGGGGAUUGGACAUUCGCGGUGUCACAUGUGUGCUAAAUUUUGACUUCCCACGAAACAUUGAGGACUACGUUCAUCGUAUUGGCCGCACAGGAAGGGCAGGUAAGAAAGGCACUUCGCUUACUUUUGUGACUCGAGAGGACUGGAGAAUGGCUCACAAACUCAUCAGUAUCAUGGUGGAAGCCAAUCAGGAAGUUCCCGAUGAACUAGCGGACAUGGCGCAACGCUAUGAAGAAUUCCGUGAACGCAAUGGUUACAACGACAGGGGGGAGAGAGGUAGUGGAGGAAGAGGCGGUGACGGUUGUUACAAUUGUGGCGGGAGUGGCCACUUUGCCCGGGAAUGUCCCGAGGGAGGGGGUGAGAGACGAGAAAGAGGACGAGGGGGCGGUGGUGGAGGAAGGGGAGGAAGGGGAGGAAGGGGAGGAAGGGGAGGAAACUUUGAAUCACACUUUCAACUGUGGCAGAUAACGCUUCUAACCAGCGCGCAAGGGUUUAUGACUUCGCGCACCUUAGACCCAUGA